Zonotrichia leucophrys gambelii is the source of this 4562-nucleotide messenger RNA. RefSeq names its product nucleoporin 133 (gene NUP133). The transcript is spliced from 26 exons. Gene Ontology annotation, molecular function: structural constituent of nuclear pore; protein binding. NCBI's taxonomy places the organism in Eukaryota, Metazoa, Chordata, Aves, Passeriformes, Passerellidae. Bases 95 to 3556 code for a protein of 1153 amino acids. The record is from RefSeq and is a predicted model, not a curated record. Gene Ontology annotation, biological process: protein import into nucleus; poly(A)+ mRNA export from nucleus; transcription-dependent tethering of RNA polymerase II gene DNA at nuclear periphery. Gene Ontology annotation, cellular component: nuclear pore outer ring.
UCGGCUCCCGGCCGUUCCCGCGCGGCCCCGCCCCGCGGUGACGCGCUCAGCGGGCGCCCGGCGGGAGCGCGGUGCCGGUGCCGCAUCCACAGCCAUGUUCCCGUCGACUCCCGCCUCGCCGCGGACCCCGGGCGGGUCGGCCCGCAGGCCCCUGGGCAGCGCCGCGCCCAGCCCUCUCUCCCGGCCCGGCGGCAAGAAGGGCCUGCCGGUCGUGGCGGCAGCCGCCUCCCCGGUGCUGUUCUCGCCGGCGGCGCGGAGGAGCGGCUCCCUCUCGGCGCGAGCAACUCCUACAAGAGUUAUCCAGCUUCCUACAGCAACUGAGACUAUUAACUAUGAUGUUAAGGCUUUUGGAUCCUCUCUGCCUGUUAAGGUUAUGGAAGCCCUGAAGAAGGCUGAUGCUGAUGACCAGCUGAGCGUUCAAGUGGAUGAAAGUGGAUGGGCCUGGCUUGUUCAUAAGGAGAGGCUGAUUAUUUGGAAGAUUGGUCAGUCUGCAGUAGCUAAGUUAUCUCUGUGCAAGGAAUUGCAGCUGCCACCCAGUGACUUCCAAUGGAGUUCUAGUUUAGCAGCUAUAUCUUGUCUCAAUUCUUCAGGUGAAGCACCUUCUCUUCAGUCUCUGGCAAUAAUGGUGGCUACCAGUGAAGGUUCUGUGCGCUACUGGCCCAAUCUUGCACAUGAAGGAUCCUAUACAGACACUUUCACAGACUUUGGAGGCUCUCUGUGCAGUUUCCUCACAGCAGUAAAGGGGGGAAGCUUUAUUUUAUCAUCUUCCAGAGGUCAGCUGGUCCGGUUGAUACCUGAUAGUUCUGGCAAGAUUCAUCAACACGCCCUGCCACAGGGGCAGGGCAUGUUUUCUGGAAUUGGUAGAAAGGUUUCUUCUUUCCUGGGUAUAUUGUCUCCUGGAAGUGAUGCAGUGAUUUCUAGUGUUCUUUGGGAUAGAGAGAGAUCAAGCUUUUACAUGCUGACAAGUUCAAAUCUAAACAAAUGGGAGAUUGAUGAUUCAUCAGAACGUUACAUUCUCAGCUGGGAUAUCAACAGGAUCCUGAAAGAACAUAUUACAGAUGCAAUUUGGGGAUCUGAAAGUAACUAUGAAGAUAUUAAAGGAGGAGUAAAUGUACAAUACAUGGAUUUGCAACAGAAUCGUGAUGGGCUGGUCAUACUUGCUGCAGCAUGGCAUCCUGGAGAUCGUCCGUGUCUUGUCUACUACACUCUGAUAACAGUAGAAGAUAAAGGCUGUCAGAUGUCUGAUGAUGUUGUUGUGGAGGUCACACAGUAUAAUCCAACUUUUCAGUCAGAAGAUGAAGUGUUGUGCUGCCUAGUAGUCCCAGAUUACUUCAGCCAUGCUGCUUACCUUUACAAGGAAGAUGAAGUGUUUGCUUGUUCCACUGGAACUGGCAGAAUUUCCUUACCACAGGAAAAAAUCAUAUUUGGCAUACAAGGAGAUAGUAUUUUAGGAGCCGGUUCCUGUAAUAGCCUUCCCAUCUUCUUUGCCAAAAAAAGUGGACUUGUCACUAUCUUGUCCAGGGAAAAUAUUUCUGUGCUUCCUGAAGACCUGGAGGAUGCCCUGUCCUCUUCUAUUGCUGGACCAAGAAGUGAGAGUCCUGCAUUUGAUGCAACUGGCAGGCUAGAAGUUAUAGCUCAAGAAGAUAAAACCAAAUUAUUGAAAGCUGCUUUUCUACAGUACUGCAGGAAAGAUAUAGUCAAUGCACAGAGCAUGGUAAUGGAGCUCUUUCCAAGUAAUGCAGACCUGGAGUCUGAUGCUGAGCUGGAUAGAGCAGUGACUCAGAUCAGUGGGGACUUAAUGGAUGAUUACCCUGCCUCUGAUCCAAGAUGGGCUGAAUCUGUACCUGAAGAAGCAGCUGGUUUCAGCAACACAUCUCUCAUUCUUCUUCAUCAGCUAGAGGAUAAGACAAAAGCACACUCAUUCUUCAUUGAGUUUCUUCAUCAGGUCGGUGUGUUUGAGCGUCUGGGCAGUUUUCCAGUGCGAGGGAUGCCGAUGGCCACCCGGCUGCUGCUCUGUGAGCACGCAGAGAAACUGGCAGCAGCUAUUGUUCUCAAGAAUCACCACUCCAGGCUGCCUGAGCUGGUGAAUGCUGCUAUACUGAUUGCAUUGAACAAAAGGGAAUGUGAUGUUCCACCAAGCCUUACCCCUGCUGAUGUGUUCUUCAGGGAGGUAUCCCAAAUAGAUUCCAUCUUUGAAUGCUUAUUAGAAGAGGAAGAGCAAAUCCUGAAAGACAUGCCUAUUGAAUCAAUUGAGUGGGCCCAGAUAGUUGUCAAUGUGAACAACAUCAUUAAGGAUAUGCUACAAGCUGCGUGUCAGUAUCGUCAGUCUAGAGCCUCUUUAUAUAAAACAGGAGAACUUCCAGAAAGAGAACCUGAAUAUAUUCCAUGGACAGCCUCCAGCGGCCUGCGCGCGGCGAUAGCGCGGCAGCACGGCACCAUCCUGAAGGUGGUGUAUCCCCAGGUGGACAGCAACCUGCGCAGCGUGCUGGCCGAGCAGCUGGUGGCACUGCUGGAUUGCCUCCUGGAUGGCUACGUGGCUCAGCUGAAGUCUGUGGAUCGCCUGGCCGACCAGGAGCGCUACAGCAGCGUGGAAAUGGAAUAUGUGCAGAAAAGAUCCGAGCUCUUGUCCCCUCUCCUUUCCCUGGGACAGUACCAGUUGGCAGCUGCUUUAGCAGAGAAGUACUGCGACUUUGAUAUCCUGGUGCAAAUGUGUGAGCAGACAGACAACCAGGCCAGAUUGCAACGCUACAUGACUCAGUUUGCAGAUCAGAACUUCUCAGAUUUCCUGUUCCGCUGGUAUCUGGAAAAAGGGAAGCGAGGAAAGCUGUUAUCCCAGCCUAUUGCUCAGCACGGACAGCUGGCCAGUUUCUUGCAAGCACAUGAACAUCUGAGCUGGUUACAUGACAUCAAUAGCCAGGAUUUGCAAAAGGCUCACAGAACAUUGCAGACUUUAGCAAAUAUGGAGACACGAUAUUUUGCAAAGAAGAAAACACUUCUUGGCUUGAGCAAAUUAGCUGCACUGGCAUCAGACUUCUCGGAAGACAUACUACAAGAGAAAAUAGAAGAAAUAUCAGAGCAGGAGCGCUUUUUGUUACAUCAGGAGACGCUUCCCGAACAACUCCUGGCAGAGAAGCAGCUGAACCUCAACGAUAUGCCAGUGCUGUCUGCAUCUCAGCUCAUUGAUUUGUUCAUAUGUGAUGAGAACAGAAGAGCCAAUGAAUAUGACUUCAAGAAAGCACUUGAUCUGCUGGAAUAUAUUGAUGAGGAAGAAGAAGUGGAUGUAAAUGAUCUUAAACUCAAAAUUCUCUGUAAGGCUCUCCAAAGAGAUGGAUGGUCCUGUUCAGAUGGUAGAGAUGAUCCAAUUGAGGCAUCUAAAGAUAGUAUAUUUGUGAAAAUACUACAAAAGCUGUUGAAAGAAGGAGUUCAGUUAAGUGAGUAUUUACCAGAGGUAAAGGACUUGCUUCAAGCAAAUGAACUUGGCAACUUGAAACACAACUCUUACUUCGAAUUUGUGUUAAAAGCAAACUAUGAACUCUAUGUUCAGGGACAAGCAUGAUUCUCACUGGGAUUUUAAAAUACUUUUUCUAAAGAACUCUUAAAUUCAUGUUUACUUUUUUAUAUUCUGUUUGGUUUUUUGCUAAAGCUUUGUGAUAAAGUCUGUAUGAGUAAUAAUACAUGGUCUUAAAUGUAUAGACAUUGAUGCUUUAGUCAGGGGACGCAGAGUUGUGUUUUCAGGCGAAAUAAAAAUAAAGUUUUCAUUUUCUGUGCCUUUCAUAAAAUUGCUGGUUUGUUCUGUAUCUUAGAACGUGUCCCGUCUGAGACUUAAGGAUACAUACAGGGUGAAAAUCACACACAGGGUAAAAAUCAGGGACCCACUGCAGAGGGUGGGAAACUUGUGUUGUCACUGCUGGGGCUGUGAGUUCAGUUCAGAGAAAAUACUGAACACAUUGAUGCUGGGUGACUGUGUACAUUACUUGAGAAACAACAGGUAAUUCUAUCAGAUUACUCCACUCUUUCUUUUUGCAACAUUUCUUUCCUAGUAGAAACUAGGUAAUUUUAGUUUUGCAUUUUUGUUAUUUGCACAAAAAGGAUAACUGGCUUUUCACUGAUCACUCAGCUUGUCUGUGACAGAAAGGAAUAAAGUGCAGCUCUCCUUCAAGGCCUUCUGGUCCAGUAAAUACUCCAUUCUUUCAGUUCAUAUCUGUUAAAUUAAACUUUUUCGAAACAUUUUAGUAUAGUAUCCAUUUAACUUCCCUUUAAGCUAUUUCUAGCAUACAUGUAAAAUGGGAUUAGCAGCUCACCAUGCAGUAAUUCACAGCAACUGCUUGUGCUUAGGCUCAGAAGAAACCUCGAAAGCAUUUAUGAAAGUGUGGGAGUACAGCAUGAUCUUCCUUACUCCCAUGCCUUGGUCUCUACUGCUAGACACUACUGUUUUCCUUUUUAACCCCACUGCCCCAGUUAGUUAUCUCUGACAUGGGAAUAAUUUUUUUUUAAAAACAAUUUGUCAAUUAUUCUGACUAACAGCAGAAUUUAGUGUUUCAAUAAAAGUUACUGCAAUCUGA